AUGUCAAAAUCCAAAAUCCCUACCUGCUACGCCAGCUGCUCAAUCGGCACCAAACCAGAGCAUGACUUGCCGGCCAAGCUCAAGGCCAUCUCCUCCGCCGGAUUCGAUGCCAUUGAGCUUUCCAUGCCCGAUCUGCUAUCAUUCGCCAACUCUUACCUGGACAAGGAGGUCUCGAAUUACGACUUUCCCGAACUAUGCGAGGCAGGCAAAAAGGUGAAAGAGUUGUGCGAAGAGAACAACCUCAAAAUCCUUAUAUUGCAGCCCUUCGCGAACUUCGAGGGAUGGUCAGACGACUCGCCGGAGAAGGAGGAUGCAUGGAAGAGAGCGCAGGGUUGGACGCAGAUCAUGGAGGCGGUGGGAACUGAUAUGCUUCAGGUCGGCUCGUCAGAUACCCCCAACAUCAAAUCCUCCCCGACCGAACUCGCGCACGAUCUUGCACAGUUGGCAGAUCUUCUUGCACCCAAGGGCUUUCGCAUAGCAUAUGAGAACUGGUGCUGGGCAACCCACGCGCCAACAUGGAAGUCGGUGUGGGAGAUUGUACAGAAGGCCGAUAGGCCGAAUAUCGGGUUGUGUUUGGACACCUUCCAGACUGCUGGCAGCGAGUGGGCAGAUCCUACCACCAAAUCGGGAUUGAUAGAAGGAAUAAAUGAAGAGGCACUGAGAAAGGAAUUUUACGGGAGCCUGCAGGAGCUGAGUGGCACAGUUCCCAAGGACAAGAUAUAUUUCCUACAGAUCUCAGAUGCAUACAGGAUGGAUCCGCCAUUGUCACCGGAGCCGGAUGAGAGUGGCUUGAGACCACGUGGGAGAUGGAGCCACGACCACAGACCCUUGCCAUUUGAUGGUGGUUACUUGCCAGUUGUCGAGGUUACUAAAGCGGUGCUAGGAACAGGAUUCAGGGGAUGGUUUUCCACCGAGAUCUUUGAUGGACGCAUGCAGGAGAAGCAUGGAGAUGAUAUGGCCGCGUUCGCGAAAAAGGCUAUGAAGGCGCAUGAAAGACUAAUCAAAGAGGCGGGUGGAGAAUAG
Messenger RNA from Endocarpon pusillum Z07020, 1023 nucleotides. RefSeq lists its product as uncharacterized. Lineage: Eukaryota; Fungi; Ascomycota; Eurotiomycetes; Verrucariales; Verrucariaceae. The record is from RefSeq and is a predicted model, not a curated record. The coding region runs from base 1 to 1023 and encodes 340 amino acids. The transcript has 2 exons.